UAUAAAAAGAUCUCUUUCCAUUGACCGUCAUGAAAGGUUUAUCUAAGGUCUAACUGGUUUUCUGAUAAUCUCAGUUAUCUGAUAUAAGCUUCAACGUCUUCAACAUCCUUAUUCUACUAUGCUGCCGGCGAAGAUCUUCAGCUGCCGGCUUGUUAAUCAAGCCAAAUCGCCGAUUGCUUCGAUAAUCUUCUUUGCUGUUCUAAUGGUUUUCAUGUUGGCAGAUACCAUGAUUUGGAACAUAUCACUGGAACCGGCUGCUUUCACUGAUAAAGAAGAUCCACAUAUUCUGAAAGUUGUACGAAAAACCAGUUCGAAUGUUGUUGUUCCUCUACCAUUGACCGUUUCUAGACGAAACAAGAUCAUUAAAGUCGAUGAAGAACAUUGGAGUUCUGUACCUUCUUCCUCGAGUGUUCGAAAAGAACACGGCGUCGGGAAAUUCAGGCGAAAAGUAGCAGAGUACGGGAUUUUCGAGUCCGAUGACUUGACGAAGAAGUUCCAUGGCCGAGUUCUGGGAUACUUCAACAAUGGAUGUGAAGUUCACUUCUUCAUGACAUGGAUUUCACCGGUCGAGUCCUUCGGGAGAAGGGAAACCAUGGCUGUUGAAAGCGUUUUUAAAUCCCACCCCAAUGGUUGCUUGAUGAUUCUAUCGAGAACCAUGGACUCGGUCCGAGGUUAUCAGAUACUGAAACCGUUGAUUGAUCGUGGCUUCAAAGUCACGGCGGUGGCGCCGGACUUUCCGUUUCUGGUCAAGAACACACCGGCCGAAGCUUGGUUUAACGACAUGAAGAGUGGUAAAAAAGACCCCGGUGGGAUCCCAUUGGCACAGAAUCUCUCGAAUUUGAUCAGGCUCCUAGCGUUACACAAGUACGGAGGCGUUUACCUGGACACGGACUUCAUCGUGUUAAAAAGCUUUAAAGGGCUGAAGAACACGAUCGGAGCACAAAGCGUGGAUGGCACGUCAAAGAACUGGACGAGAUUGAACAAUGCAGUGUUGGUGUUCGACAUGAACCAUCCACUUGUAUUCAAGUUCAUCGAGGAAUUUGCUUUGACAUUUGAUGGGAACAAAUGGGGACACAAUGGACCAUACAUGGUUUCCAGGGUGGUCGGAAGAGUUGAAGGCCGUGCCGGUUAUAACUUCUCGAUCUUACCACCCAUGGCAUUUUACCCGGUCGAUUGGAUCAAAAUCGGGAGCCUUUUCAAGGUCCCGAAAGACCGAGCAGGGUCGAGAUGGGUCGAAGCUAAGGUGCAGCAGCUAAAAGAGAGAGCAUAUGGAGUUCAUCUAUGGAAUAAACAGAGCAGCAAAUUGAGGGUUGAAGAAGGAAGUGUAAUGGGAAGAUUAAUGGCGGAACACUGUGUUUUGUGUAAAAAUGUAUACACUUCUUAAAUUGUACAUACUUUUGUGAAUUAAAUGUAUAUCAGUGACAAGUGAUACUCCAUUUUUGGUAAUGUGAAAAGCACGAGCAUGUCAA
Hibiscus syriacus is the source of this 1469-nucleotide messenger RNA. RefSeq names its product lactosylceramide 4-alpha-galactosyltransferase-like. The transcript has a single exon. Lineage: Eukaryota; Viridiplantae; Streptophyta; Magnoliopsida; Malvales; Malvaceae. The coding region runs from base 119 to 1384 and encodes 421 amino acids. The record is from RefSeq and is a predicted model, not a curated record.